This is a messenger RNA of Dovyalis caffra, 1323 nucleotides long. The record is from the annotation of a GenBank genome assembly. Lineage: Eukaryota; Viridiplantae; Streptophyta; Magnoliopsida; Malpighiales; Salicaceae.
AUGAUUCAAAGCUCAACCAGAAGCAAAUGGUUCACUUUGUUUAUGCUUUUGUUUGCUCUUUUUGCUUCUGCAAUACUUGGAGAAGAUGAAAGUAUUUCGAUUUUGAAAUACGUUGUUAUUAUUGCAGGGUUAGUGAGUAACGGUGAUUUUGAAACCCCACCAACAAAUGGCUUCCCUAAAGAUGAGGCCAUAGUAGAUGGGCCCAGUGAAAUUCCAGGGUGGAAAACAAGCGGCACCGUAGAGCUGGUAUCCUCUGGGCAAAAGCAGGGUGCGAUGAUCCUCAUUGUACCACGAGGUAGACACGCAGUAAGAUUGGGGAAUGACGCAGAGAUCAGCCAAGAAUUGACGGUGGAGAAGGGAUCUGUUUACUCGGUCACGUUCAGCGCGGCUCGCACGUGCGCACAACUGGAAUCACUGAACGUGUCAGUGCCGCCUGCAUCACAGACCAUAGACCUGCAGACAUUGUAUAAUGUGCAAGGGUGGGAUCCAUACGCGUUGGCUUUUGAGGCAGAAGAGGAUAAAGUGAGUUUGGUUUUUACGAAUCCCGGCAUGGAGGAGGACCCCACUUGUGGGCCCAUCAUUGAUGAUAUUGCGAUAAAAAAGCUGUUCACUCCUGAGAGGCCCAAAGGUACCAACUCACUUUUUGCGUUUUUUCUUUUGAAUUUCUCUGCUAAUUUAUUUAUUAACUUCCUACUCACUCGUUCCUUUCUGCUGCAUUUGUUUUUCUCCUCAGAAAAUGCAGUAAUUAAUGGUGAUUACGAGGAAGGCCCAUGGAUGUUUCCGAACGUUUCACUUGGGGUCUUGCUCCCCACCAAACUAGACGAAGAAACAUCAUCAAUUCCCGGUUGGAUUAUUGAAUCAAACAGGGCUGUCCGUUACAUAGACUCUUACCAUUACUCAGUUCCACAAGGCAAACGUGCCAUUGAAUUGCUUUCAGGCAAGGAAGGCAUAAUUUCACAAAUGGUUGAAACGACACCCAACAAGCCAUACACGAUGUCGUUUGCCUUGGGCCAUGCUAGGGACAAAUGCAAGCAGCCACUAGCAGUUAUGGCCUUUGCCGGUGAUCAGGCCCAAAACAUCCAUUACACGCCCGACUCUAACUCCACCUUUCAGAUUGCUAAUCUUAACUUCACAGCCAAGGCUGAAAGGACUCGCGUUGCAUUUUACAGUGUGUAUUACAAUACCAGGACUGAUGAUAUGAGCUCCUUGUGUGGGCCAGUGGUGGAUGAUGUUAGGGUAUGGUUUUCAGAGGCUAGGAGGAAUGGAUUUGGAGGGCUUGGGCUAUGGGUGUUUGUUUUGGUUUUGGUUUUGGUUUUGGGUUAA